Molecule: messenger RNA, 1498 nt
Organism: Mustela erminea (ermine)
Lineage: Eukaryota; Metazoa; Chordata; Mammalia; Carnivora; Mustelidae
Gene: METTL21A
Product: methyltransferase like 21A
Exons: 4
Coding region: 149-517 (122 amino acids)
Biological process (GO): peptidyl-lysine methylation
Cellular component (GO): cytoplasm; cytosol
Molecular function (GO): protein-lysine N-methyltransferase activity
Source: RefSeq, a predicted model, not a curated record
CGCGGUUGAACGCGCUGAAUUUCGAGGGGGUGGAGGGGAGACCGGGACGCAGCAGCGAACACUGUCCUGCCGACCGCCGCGAGCGGCAGCCGCGGUCCACACGGGCCGGGACAGGCUUUGAGGGAGCAGAGAGCGGAGUGCAGGCGAAAUGGCCCUGGUGCCCUAUGAGGAGACAGCGGGAGUGGGCUUGCAGAAAUUCCACAAGCCUCUAGCCACCUUCUCCUUUGCCAACCACACCAUCCAGAUCCGGCAGGACUGGAGACAGCUGGGAGUCGCAGCCGUGGUGUGGGACGCGGCUGUCGUUCUUUGCACGUAUCUGGAGAUGGGAGCUGUGGAGCUGCGGGGCUGCUCUGCUGUGGAGCUGGGCGCCGGCACCGGGCUGGUGGGCAUAGUGGCGGCCCUGCUGGUGAAACUGGGGUUCUGGGAGAUGAAACCUUUUGUGAAGUCCUGGUCAGUGGAGCCCCGAGAGUCAAACCAGGCUCCUCAGACACUGCGGUCCUUUAUUAUCUUUCCUUGAUGCUAACUUUGCUGCUGCGAGAGGAGUUAUCUGGAAGGGAGAUGAGGUAUCUUCUGUUUCUGCAGCAGCUGGCACAGAAACGGGUUAGUUGGCCAAGUGCAUAGGUUUAGAGUUAUACUUGGUUUUGACACCUCCUUUAACUCUUACCAGCUCUGUGACCUUCGGCAAAUUGCUUAAUCUCUCAGCUUCAGUUUCCCUGUAAACUGGGGAUAAUAAUUAGUUCAUGCCUGAGGAUCCAGUGAGAUCAGGCACAGGAAGCAGUUAGCUCAUUAACUGGCACAAAGCAAAUGCUCAAAUAAAUGUUGAUUGCUCCUCUGAGUAUUUCUUUUUGUGAUCUAGAAGUCUGGAUCUGUGGGAUGGGGAAAACCGGAUGAGCUUUUUCAAAGACUAGGGCAGAGCGAGGGAUGGUUAGUUGUUGCCUCAUAAGAGGGAUAGCUCCUGGAGUGGCUGGAGGGGAGCCGCAGACCCUGUGCUCCUGAUGGGGGACGUGUGCUUCCUGGCCGGGUUUCACUGUCACCUCUUGGAAUCCUUUCCUGCCCCACAGCAGAAUUCAUUGCAGCCUGAUUUCUUCUCCCCACAGCGCUUGGUCGGCUCACCACCUGCGUCCCCACUGUGUCACAUUUUGUAACAGGUGGUUUGUCCUUGUGUCUGUCUGUCCUGGCUGGCUGAGGUUCCUGAGACUCGGGACUGCACCUUACUCUGUGUGUCCUUGGCCCCACACACCACUUGCCACACAGUAGAUCCUUCAGUAGCUCUGGAAUCAGAGUUGAACAAACUAGAAGAUCAUGAAAAGUCAUGUUUCUUUUACAAAAGUGAUGUCACUCUCUUUCAAAGUAGACCUAGAAGCAGAAUACAGAAAGGGGAUGACGAACUCAUCUAAUGUCCUAAUUAUUCAUGACUCUGCAACAUACAUAGUGUUGCCAUUUUGGUAUAUUUCCUUCCAUUCCUUUUCCUCCCCCUGUAUUUUUUUUUUUUUUUAAG